Molecule: messenger RNA, 1713 nt
Organism: Nerophis lumbriciformis (worm pipefish)
Lineage: Eukaryota; Metazoa; Chordata; Actinopteri; Syngnathiformes; Syngnathidae
Source: RefSeq, a predicted model, not a curated record
AUGUCUCGUUUCAGCUCAACCCGGGCAAUCGCUACGGCCUGGGUGGGCGCCAACGGCUCGGGCAAAUCAACCUUCCUGCGCAUCCUCACCGGCGAGGAGCGAGAUCACUUCGCCUACGAGACCCAUCCCAUCCUCGACGUGGUGAUGAUGGGCGACGACGAAUUGUGGUCGGCGAUGACCGAAAAGGAAAAGCUGCUCGCCAACGCCGACGAGAAUUUCGAUGCCCGUGCCGGCGAGAUCCUCGAGGGCCUGGGCAUUGCCUCCGAACAGCAUCGCGAGCCGCUGUCGACCCUCUCCGGUGGCUUCAAGCUGCGGGUGCUGCUGGCCAAGGUGCUGGCCGCGGUGCCUGAUUGCCUGCUGCUCGACGAGCCCACCAACCAUCUCGACAUUCUGUCGAUUCGCUGGUUGGAGAAGUUCCUGGUCGACUACGCCGGCACCGCGGUGGUGAUCUCUCACGAUCACCGCUUUCUCGACAAUACUUCGUCCGCGGCAAAGAGGCCGAGCGCGACCGCAAAGCAAGCCGAGAUCAAAAAGCGCGAGCGCCGCAUCGCCGAGCACAAAGCCUUCAUCGACCGCUUCAAGGCCAAAGCCACCAAGGCGCGGCAGGCGCAGAGCAAGAUGAAGCAGAUGGAGCGCAUCCAGAUCGACGUGCUGCCCCAGAGCUCGCGGCGCUACCCGACCUUCCGCUUCCAGCAAUGCCGACCCAGCGGCAAGGUAGCGCUCGAAGUCAAGAAAGUCUCGAAGGCCUACGACGACAAUCAGGUGCUGAAAGAUGUCUCGCUACGGGUCGACCGCGGCGACCGGAUCGCCAUCAUCGGCCCCAACGGCAUCGGCAAGUCGACCCUGCUGAAGAUCGCCAUGGGCGAGGUCGAGGCCGACUCGGGUAGCACCGAGUGGGGCUACGAAGCCCAUCCGGGCUACUUCGCGCAGGAUCACAAAGAGAUCUUCGAAGGCCAGAAGACCACCAUCGAGAGCUGGCUGUGGGAGUUCUGCGCCGAUCAACCGGUGGGCUUCGUGCGCGGCCGGCUGGGCAUGGUGCUGUUCUCCGGCGACGAGGUCGAAAAAAAGGUCGGCAGCGUCUCCGGCGGCGAGUCGGCGCGGCUGAUCUUCGCUCGCCUCGGGGUGCAAGAACCCAACGUAUUGGUGCUUGACGAGCCCACCAAUCACCUCGAUCUCGAAGCCAUCGAAGCGCUGGUCAAAGGGCUGCGAGAGUUCGAAGGCACCCUGCUGUUGGUCUCUCACGAUCGCUGGUUCGUCUCCCAACUGGCCGAGCGCAUCGUCGAAAUUUCGGCCAAUGGCUUGCAGGACUUCCGCGGCUCCUACGACGAGUAUGUCGAGCGCUGUGGCGACGACCACCUCGACGCCGAGCAGGUAGUCUUGAAAGCCAAGCGCGACAAGCGUCGCACCAAAGGGGACUCCCGCGGCGGCAACGCCAAGCUGGACGACAAGGGACUGCAGAAGGAGCACCGCAAGCUCACCCGACAGCGCGACCAGGCGACCGCCGAGAUCGAGCGCGCCGAGGCCCGGGUCGGCGAGAUCAACGAGCUGUUUUGUAAUCCGGGCUUCUUCGACAAGACGCCCGCCCCCGAAACCCGGCGCCUCGAGGCCGAGCAGAAAAAGCUCUCCGGCCGCAUCGAGGAGCUGAUGAAGAAGUGGGAGCAGCUCGAAGGAGAGCUCGCCGAGCUCGACGAACAACGCUCCCUGAAGGUCUAA